Molecule: messenger RNA, 2087 nt
Organism: Oreochromis aureus
Lineage: Eukaryota; Metazoa; Chordata; Actinopteri; Cichliformes; Cichlidae
Exons: 8
Coding region: 340-1683 (447 amino acids)
Source: RefSeq, a predicted model, not a curated record
UUUAAGACUGCAAAACAUUUCAGGUGUAGCCAAAUUGUGCAAAGUCACAAAAAGAUUAGAUAAAACAGGAUAAGAUCUGUUAGUUGAAGGGACUUUCACUAAUUCUAUCUUGAUGAGCUACACGUCAUUACAGUACAAGUUAAUCAUUUGCAUUAUCAUUGUGCAACUGCCCUGACUUGUUGGUAUAGAGAUCAAUGUUACAGAAAUUGUGUAAAUCUGCAUAGAUGCUUGUUAAUCAAAUGUUCUGUUAAAGGUGUUCAGGGACAAACAAACAGCAUCUGUGCCUUGAAAGGUUCAUCAGUAAAUCUGUCCUGCUCACAUCAACAUCCAACUUCAAGCAUGAACUGGUACAGUGUAUACAGGGGGGGCUUGAAGAUUGAGACCUCUGCAGAUGGAAAGUACAGCAUGUCAGCAGAGAGUAACUUGACUCUGACAGUCAACAAUCUAGCAGAGAAUGAUGCAAACAUUUACUGCUGCAGAGAACCUGCUGACAAAACAGACUGUGGCCAAAGGGGAAUUUCUCUCAGUGUUGCAGAGCUGCAGGUAAAGGUGAUUCCUGCCACACAGGGACAGACAGUAACACUGAUGUGCAGCAGCAGCUGUCCUCUGACUGAAAAGCCUGCAGCCUACAUCUGGUACAAGAACAGAGAGUUUCUCUAUGAGGACUGGUCUCCCUGGUACCAAGAGCUGCUCAGCAGUGAGGAAGCAGUCACAUACUCCUGUGCUGUCAAAGGCUACGAGGAUCUCAGAGCCCCUGAAGUCUCUGUGGAUUCCAUCACAUCAAAAUGCUUCAAUGUGACUUUCACUAAAAGCGAAAUGUGUCCUUAUCAGCAGGGAUCAGAACAUGAGCUUUGUUCCAUCACAUUUCCCAGAGUGGUACAUGUUGUAAGGACACCUGGGAACACACUGACCUGUAGCACCUCAUGUCCUCUGAUCGAACCUCAAACUGUCUAUGUGUGGUAUGAAAAUGGAAAACUUUAUAGGGAAAAUAUAACGAGCAUUUCAACUCCAAGUUCUUUGAAAAACAACUUUUACUGUGUAAUUAAAGGUCACGAGCAUCUUCAAUCUGAUGAAGUCUGUGUUCAGGAUAAAAACUGCUGGACAGUGAAUUAUGUCAGCAGGAGAAUCUGUGCUCUGGAAGGAUCUUCAGUCAACAUCACAAGUGAAUACUCACAUCCUGAUAACAGGAAGCCAGAGUUUAAAUUAUGGAUUAAAAAAUGGAGAACAGGUGAUAAGGAACGGAUUGAGCCUUCAGGUCGUGUGGAGUAUCACGACAACGUGAAGAACCAACACAUCCUGACCAUCAAAAACCUGACGAAGAAUGACUCAGGAGAAUAUACAUUCAUCCUGAAACAACAUGAUAAAGAACUGAAACUGCCUGGAGUCUUUUUGAUUGUCACAGAGCUGAGAGUGAAGAUGAGUCCUUCUGCAGUGGUGACAGAGGGUCAGAGAGUCACACUGACCUGCAGUACCAGCUGUCCUCUGACUGACAACACAAACUACAUUUGGUACUUGAACAGUCAACCUCUGAACAUGACAGAGACACACAACAAACAUCUGAUCCUAGACGCAGUCAGCAGGGAGAAUAUAAGAAAUUAUUCCUGUGGUGUUAAAACCAACAAGGAUAACACCACAGCUCAAUGGCUACCAGCAGCUGCAGGUGGUUUUGCAGCUCUCCUGUGAAUAAUAAUAAUACUUCUCACUGUGUUCUGCUGCCAGAGUAAAAAGAAGGCUUCCAGUCAUUCUCCAAAGAGUGAAAUAUCAGACAACAAACAGCAGGUCAGCCUUAAUCCCAUAUAUGGAAACAACCCAGCUCAGCACAGCAGGAUGCUUGACACCAUGAACCACGAAGCUCAUCUCUAUCCCAAUGAAGUUGAUCUCUAUUCCAAUGGUGCUAGUCUCUACUGUAACCUCUAAUAUUGAGUCAUUGCCUACAAGAAAAGCACCACAGUUGAUGAGUCCAGAGUGUUAAACAAUCACAGUCUAUAGUGGAAAUAUAAGGUAAAAUACAGUAGAAAUUAGUAAAAAAGUAAAAAUGCAUAGGGUUUUCAAUUUAAAGAUAGCCUACGAUAUUACAUGUUGCAAAA